Molecule: messenger RNA, 2088 nt
Organism: Suillus clintonianus
Lineage: Eukaryota; Fungi; Basidiomycota; Agaricomycetes; Boletales; Suillaceae
Exons: 7
Coding region: 1-2088 (695 amino acids)
Source: RefSeq, a predicted model, not a curated record
AUGUCAGGCAACUAUGCAUGGCGCAAAUCGGAUACAAUAUUCACAAACGAUCCAUCUACCGACGGCGCAAUGUAUGUGGGAGUCAUUCUGGGAAGUGACAAAACCACUGUCUCUGUAGCCACCGGCCAUGUCGAGUACCAUCCCCUGUACUUGUCUAUUGGCAACCCGCAUAAUUCUGUCCGUCGAGCCCAUCGUAAUGCUGUGACACCGAUAGGCUUCCUUGCUAUACCCAAGGCGGAUCGCAAAUACGACAACGAUGUUCACUUCCGAACCUUCAAGCGUCAACUAUACCAUUCAUCGAUUGCUGCCAUCCUUCAGCCACUUCGAGCCCCCAUGACAACCCCCAUCGUCCGUCAAUGUCCAGACGGCCACUUUCGCCGUGUGAUCUAUGAUCUAGCGGCUUUCAUAGCGGAUUAUCCCGAGCAAGUUAUGCUUGCCGGGAUAGUCCAAAAUUGGUGUGCAAAGUGCACUGCAUUGCCCGAGGACCUUGAUGGAAGCACCGCAGAACGACGGACACGAGAAUAUACCGAGGUCCUAGUGGAAACACUCACUUCAGACGUGUUGUGGGACCAAUAUGGGAUCGAUGAUGAUGUGGUGCCGUUCACCAAUGAUUUCCCGCGGGCCGACAUUCACGAGAUGAUUUCCCCGGACCUGCUGCAUCAAGUCAUCAAGGGUUGUUUUAAGGACCACCUCGUUACUUGGACCUGCAAAUACCUCGAGGAGAUCCACGGGGAAGCACGAGCGAAUGAGAUCAUCGACGACAUAGACCAUCGUAUUGCUGCUACACCUGCUUUUCCUGGGCUCCGAAGGUUUCCUCAUGGUCGCCGGUUCAAGCAGUGGACGGGGGACGAUUCCAAGGCUUUGAUGAAGGUUUACAUCCCCGCCAUAGUCGAAUAUGUUCCUGUGCAGCUCAUAGAGUGUUUCAGCUCUUUCCUCGACUUUUGCUACCUAGUCCGCCGGUCUGAACUUGGUGAAGAUACCAUCGACAAAAUUGUUGCAGCGCUGCAGCACUUUCAUGAGACGCGCGAGAUUUUUCGGGAGUCUGGUGUUCGGCCAAAGGGAUUUGCACUCCCACGGCAGCAUUCCCUUGUGCACUAUGUCCGUCUCAUUCAGGAAUAUGGCGCACCCAAUGGCCUUUGCUCAUCAAUAACCGAGUCUCGCCACAUCACCGCUGUCAAGAAACCAUGGCGUCGUUCAAAUCGUUAUGAAGCACUCGGUCAGAUGUUACUUACUAACCAACGCCUGGAUAAGCUUGCGGCAGCUCGUGUUGAGUUCGUAGCUCGUGGUCUCCUUCCACCAUCUCACUUGCCUCCGCCGACUCGCAAUUCCUUUAACUUCGUAGACGGUGCUGAUGAAGGUGCAGAAAAUGAUGCACCAGAUAUGUAUUUGGUUGAAGGCUCCGUGAUACUAGCUCGAACACCUCAACGUGGCUACCCACGAUCACUUGAAACCCUGGCAGCACAUAUUCGGCAGCCGAAACUCCCCCUCCUUGCUCGUCACUUCCUUUUCAACCAGUUACAUCCCAACUAUGAACAUGAUGUGCACCUGAUCCCCGCGGAUGAACUACCCAUCAUUGACACUCCAAUUGCUGUGUUCCACUCCGCAAUAGCCACUUUCUCGGCUCCAAGCGACAUAUCUGGGACUCACGGCAUGCGUCGCGAGUCAAUUCGAUGCACUCCGUCGUGGCGCCGUAAGGAUCCACGACACGACUGUGUCUUCAUCGUCGAGGACCAGGAAAAAACUGGUAUGAGGGGCAUGAUCAUUGGCCGUGUUAAGCUUUUCUUUUCUUUUCAUUUUGAGGGUGUGACAUACCCUUGUGUGUUGAUCGACAGGUUUUCACGGAUGGGGAGAGGCCCAGAUUCAGUGACGGGCAUGUGGAAGGUGAAGCCCGAGAUUACUGGUGCACACGGAGCUCGUGUUCAGUCUGUGGAGCAUGUCGAUACCAUUCUUCGAAGUGCUCAUCUCAUCCCCGUCUUUGGCAGCGGUCCCCUCCCCGAUGGUUUUCAUUUUGCUCAUUCUCUUGACGUGUUCAAUUCUUACUAUGUAAAUAAGUAUGCAGAUCAUCAUGCACAUGAAAUUGUGUUCUAA